AUGGGGAAAUUGAUCAGGAUGGGAGUGCAGGAGAGGCGGUUACUCUGGCCAAAGCGGCUUCAUUGGAGGCGCCUCCUCUUCCUAUUGGGAAUGCUGAUCAUGGGUUCCACCUACCAGUACCUGAGGAGCCCCCGGGGGCUCCCCUCACUGUGGGCAGCAGUCUCUUCCCAACACCCUGUAAAACUAGCCAGCCGGGACCUUUCCAACAAUGAGAUGAUGAUGGUGAGCAGUGACCCUCCAAAAUCUAGCUCUGAAAUGGAGGUUGAGACAUGGGCACCCCAAGCCACAGUAGGCAGAGAUGGAACAACACCUGGUGUAACAAUGGAGAGCACCCCCAGUAUACCUAGAAGAAUAGCCAACGUCAUUCCAGCAACACCCAAGAGCAGCGACAGCCCAGCAGCAGCCCGCACAGAAAAAGUGAAGGAAGACACCCCAGCUACACCCAGUGGAGCACUGAAUCACUACCCUCCAACUUCAGGCAGACCAGCGGUAAAUAAUUAUACCCCAGCAACACCCAGGGGAGAAGUGAAGAGCUACCGCCCAACUCAAGCCAGGGGAAAGGUGAAGAAAUACACCCCAUCCCCACUUGGUAGGAUGGUGAACAGUUACGCACCAUCCACAUUCAUGACAAUGACCAGGAGCCAUGGGAUCACCCCGAGAGCAACAGUGAAAGACAGUGAAAUUAUGACAACCAACAAAAUACUGGAGACCAACCCUUCCAAGAGAGUAUUGGAGGAAACCACCCCAACUCCUCUCAAGGGAGUAACUGAUAACGCCCUACCCUUCCUGAUAAAUGACUUAGAAACAGACAUCUUGACUUCUCCGAGGAAUGUGGCCGAAGAGAAGGCCCUAACUACCACCAGAAGAGUGGACAAUAAUAGCUCAACCAACCACCGGGGGUUAGUGGGGAAAAAAAACCUGACAACACCCCAAGGAGCAGUCCUGGAGCACACCGCAGCCACCUCUGAGGGGCAGGUGACAGUAAGCAUCACGACAGAAACCAAAGCCUCUACUGCUGCGUGGAAGGCUAGGAAUCCCUCAUCCAGAACCAGUGCACCGACCGUUGGAAUAUCCUCAGCCACCUUCUGGGGGCUGGUGAAGAACCCUUCCCCAGCACCCACCACUCCAGCAGCUCCCAGGGUCAGGGCAAGUCUGACCACUCAGGUCCAUCACUGUGUGGUUGUGGAGCCAGUCCCAGUCUCGUCCACUGUCCCCUCCCCCAGUCUGACAACAGCUGGGAUGCCAGAGGCUCCCAGUCCCUCAGUACUGCCUUCUGGGCAGCCAGACCUCCACCCCAAGGCAGAGUACCCCCAAGACCUGUUCAGUGUGAAGGAGCGGAGGCAGGGCUGGGUGGUCCUGCACAUCUUUGGCAUGCUGUAUGUUUUUGUAGCCUUGGCCAUCGUUUGUGACGAGUACUUUGUCCCAGCCCUGGGUGUCAUCACAGACAAGCUGCAGAUCUCUGAGGAUGUGGCCGGUGCUACCUUCAUGGCUGCUGGAGGCUCUGCCCCCGAGCUCUUCACCUCCCUCAUCGGCAUCUUCAUCUCCCAUAGCAAUGUGGGCAUCGGCACCAUAGUGGGCUCUGCGGUGUUCAACAUCCUCUUUGUCAUUGGCACUUGUGCCCUCUUCUCCCGGGAGAUCCUCAACCUCACCUGGUGGCCCUUGUUCCGUGACAUCACCUUCUACAUCCUUGACCUAAUGAUGCUCAUCCUCUUCUUCCUGGAUAGCCUCAUUGUCUGGUGGGAGAGCCUGCUGCUUCUGCUGGCCUAUGCCCUCUAUGUGUUCACCAUGAAGUGGAACAAACAGCUUGAGCUCUGGGUGAAGGAGCAACUCAGCAAGAGGCCAGUGGCCAAGGUCAUGGCCCUAGGGGACCUUAGCAAGCUGGGCGUUGGGACAGUUGUGGUGGAUGAGCAGCAGGAUAACAAGAAGCUGAAGCUCGCGUCCGUGCUGACCCAAGGGAGCAGCUUGGCCUCUCUGCACAACAGCACCAUCUGCAGCACCAUCUACCAGCUCAUGCUCCGCAGCCUGGACACUCUGGGGGAAGCCCAGCCCUCCAAGGACAAGGAGGAGGAGAGCUUGAAUCAGGAGGCCAAAGCCAAGCCUCAGGCCAAAGCAGAGAGCAAACCAGAAGAGGAGGAGCCAGCCAAGCUCCCUGAGGUCACGGUCACACCAGCCCCUGCUCCAGACGUCAAGGGAGAUCAGGAGGAAGAUCCUGGCGGUCAGGGAGAUGUGGCUGAAGCUGAGAGCACAGGUGAAAGGACAGAUAAUGAGGUUAAAACUCCUGGUGAAGGUGAAAAUGGAGAGCAAAGUGGAGGUGAAGCUCGACCAGCAGGUGAAGGUGAAGAAAAAGGAGAGAAUGAAAGUGAAGGUGACCUCCAGGCAGAAAGGAAAGGAGAUGAUGAAGGUGAAGGUGAAAUCCAAGCAGGAGAAGAUGGUGAAAUGAAAGGUGAUGAAGGUGAAACUGGAGAGCAGGAAUUGAAUGCUGAAAAUCAAGAUGAAGCCAAAGAAGAUGAGAAAGGUAUAGAUGGUGAAGAGGAAGGUGAUGGAGGUGAGAGUGAAGAUGAAGAGGAGGAGGAGGAGGAGGAGGAGCCUUUGUCCCUGGAAUGGCCUGAGACCAGGCAGAAGCAAGCCAUUUACCUCUUUCUUCUGCCCAUUGUGUUCCCACUGUGGCUGACGGUGCCCGACGUCCGGAGGCUGGAGGCUAGGAAAUUUUUUGUUAUCACCUUCCUGGGAUCCAUCAUGUGGAUAGCCAUGUUCUCAUACCUCAUGGUGUGGUGGGCUCACCAGGUUGGUGAAACAAUUGGGAUUUCUGAAGAGAUUAUGGGCUUGACAAUCCUAGCAGCAGGCACAUCAAUUCCUGACCUCAUCACCAGUGUGAUUGUCGCUCGGAAAGGCCUGGGAGACAUGGCCGUGUCAAGCUCUGUGGGCAGUAACAUAUUUGAUAUCACCGUGGGCCUGCCCCUUCCUUGGAUGCUUUUCUCUUUUAUCAAUGGAUUACAGCCUGUUCCUGUCAGUAGCAAUGGCUUGUUUUGUGCCAUUGUUUUGCUUUUUCUCAUGCUCCUGUUUGUGAUCUCUUCAAUUGCGUUAUGCAAAUGGAGAAUGAACAAGAUCCUGGGCUUUACCAUGUUCCUCCUGUACUUUGUAUUCCUGAUAAUCAGUGUGAUGUUAGAAGAUCGAAUCAUAUCCUGUCCUGUGUCUGUCUGA
This is a messenger RNA of Lipotes vexillifer (Yangtze River dolphin), 3201 nucleotides long. RefSeq names its product solute carrier family 24 member 1 (gene SLC24A1). The transcript has 9 exons. Gene Ontology annotation, cellular component: plasma membrane. Gene Ontology annotation, biological process: visual perception; long-term synaptic potentiation; intracellular calcium ion homeostasis. Gene Ontology annotation, molecular function: calcium channel activity; calcium, potassium:sodium antiporter activity. Lineage: Eukaryota; Metazoa; Chordata; Mammalia; Artiodactyla; Lipotidae. The record is from RefSeq and is a predicted model, not a curated record. The coding region runs from base 1 to 3201 and encodes 1066 amino acids.